This is a messenger RNA of Oryctolagus cuniculus (rabbit), 3215 nucleotides long. It is a transcript of the gene BAG5, whose product is annotated as BAG cochaperone 5. The record is from RefSeq and is a predicted model, not a curated record. Gene Ontology annotation, cellular component: cytoplasm; nucleus; membrane. NCBI's taxonomy places the organism in Eukaryota, Metazoa, Chordata, Mammalia, Lagomorpha, Leporidae. Gene Ontology annotation, biological process: negative regulation of protein ubiquitination; protein stabilization; regulation of inclusion body assembly. Gene Ontology annotation, molecular function: protein-folding chaperone binding; adenyl-nucleotide exchange factor activity.
GCCCGGGGCCGAGACGCCCGGAGCGGCCGCUGCGGCCAGUAGCUGCCGCCGCCGCCGGCCCCUUCACCGGCCGCCCCGUCCAGACCGAGCCGGGGGGCUGAAGGGGAUGCCGCUAGGGGCCCGGCCCCGCCGCCGCACCCGGUGAAGGGCUGAUCUUCCACCUCGCCGCCGCGCCUCCGGGGAGCCGGGACCUCCGCCGGCGCUCGUGAGCCCAGGCAGCGGAGCAUGGACAUGGGAAACCAGCACCCGGCCAUCAGCAGGCUGCAGGAGAUCCAGCGGGAGGUGAAGGCCGUGGAGCCGCAGGUGCUGGGCUUCAGCGGGCUGGCGGACGACAAGGCCUACCGGAGGCUGGAGCGCAUGCUCACGCGGCAGCUGUUCGAGAUCGACUCCGUGGACACCGAGGGCAGGGGGGACGUCCAGCAGGCGCGGAAGCGGGCGGCGCAGGAGACGGAGCGGCUGCUCAAGGAGCUGGAGCAGAACGCCAGCCACCCGCGCCGCCUGGAGAUCCGGAACCUGUUCCGCGAGGCGCAGGCGCUGGCGCAGGACGAGAUCGCGCCCUUGCACAGCGGGGGAGGCUGCGCCGCGGACGAGGUGGAGGAGCGCCUGCAGGACAUCGUGCUGCGGCUGACGCACGUCAAGACCGGCGGCAAGGUCUCGCUGCGCAAAGCCCGCUACCGCGCGCUGAGCAGGGUGUGCGCCGUGCAGGAGAUCCUGGAGGACUGCCUGCGGAAGCAGCCGUCGCUGCCGCUGUCCGAGGACGCGCACCCGUGCGUCGCCAGGAUCAACGCCGUGAUGUGCACGGUGAGCAAGGCCCGCGGCACGGUGGUCGCGCUGCUGAUGGGCGUGUGCGCCGACGAGACCUGCCGGCACCUGUCCUGCGUGCUCUCGGGGCUGCUGGCCGACCUGGACGCGCUGGACGUGGCCGGGCACCCGGACAUCAGGAACUACCGGAGGGAGGUGGUGGAGGACAUCCACAAGCUGCUCAAGUACCUGGAGCUGGAGGAGGAGGCGGACACGACCCGCGCCUUCGACCUGGGCCAGAACCAGUCCAUCCUCGAGAUAGAGAAGGUGCGCGCCAGGACGCGGGAGGUCAGGGCCGAGCUUCUGCGCGCGCAGAGCCCGGCCGAGCUGUACCUGAGCUCCAAGACGGAGCUGCAGGGCCUCAUCGGGCAGCUGGACGAGGUGAGCCUGGAGAAGAACCCCUGCAUCCGGGAGGCGCGCAGACGGGCGGUGAUCGAGGUGCAGACGCUGGUCACCUACGUGGACCUGAAGGAGGCGCUGGAGAAGAGGAAGCAGAGCGUGGGCGCCGAGCACCCGUCCCACCAGGCCGUCUGGAGCGUCCUGGGGAACCUGUCGGAGAUCCAGGGGGAGGUCCUGUCCUUCGACGGCAAUCGCAGCGACAAGAACUACAUCCGGCUGGAGGAGCUGCUCACCAAGCAGCUGCUGGCCCUGGACGCGGUCGACCCGCAGGGCGAGGAGAAGUGCAAGGCCGCGCGCAAGCAGGCCGUGAAGCUGGCGCAAAACAUCCUCAGCUACCUGGACCUCAAGUCGGACGAGUGGGAGUACUGACCGCGAGUGGGCACCGGCCGCGAGGGGGCACCGGCCGCGAGUGGGCACCGGCCGCGAGGGGGCACUGGCUGCGAGUGGGGCACUGGCUGCGAGUGGGGCACCGGCGCGAGUGGGGCACUGAGCCCGCGAGUGGGCGCCCGCGAGUGGGAGCACUGAGCGGCGGGUGCGGAGCCCGCGCGGCGGCCCGGCGUGUUUUGCACUGCGUGAGACCUCCACAUCUCGUGGCGCGCCCGCUCCCCAGCCGGGCUGUGGUUUGUACUUGCAUAUUUCAGUCUCAGUAUUUGUAACUUGAUGAAAUUAUAUUCAGUACCUGCUGCUUUUGAUGUCGCUAAGCAGCUGUCAUUACAGGACGGCCCCUUCGUCCCCUCCCUCCCUCCCGGGCGGGCGCGAGGUCUGUGGCUGGUGUUCCCCGCUUUCCAUCAGAAAGGGAAGUAGAUGUAGUUCUUGUGAUUGUAAGUGGGGGUGUGCACGUAUUAAUACGCAAAUUUAAGCGUAAACUGGGCAUGACUUCACGGAAUACUGGAAGAAUUAUGAGAAGGGGGAAGUUUUGGUUCCACAGUGCAGUGGGGCACAGACCCCCCCACCCCCCACCCCGGGUUUGCGCUGAGGCCCCGCCCAGCCCAGGGGUGGGUGUGUCCUGCUCCGGUCUCUGUCUCUGAGAAGUUAACCCUCUGUGUGCCGCGUGAUCAUGAAGACACCCAGCAGCCUCGGAGAGGGGAGCGGAGCGCCGGCUGUCAGACGCCCUCGGCUGGGUUUGCUGUGGAUCUGCACCCGAGGGCCCGGUGCCAGGAGGAUGAGAACCCCGGGCCGGUCACAGGAGGCGGCGUCUGCUGCCCGGGGCCGCUCCGAGCCCACCGCCGGCAGGGAGAGGCUGCGCCCGGCACGCGGCAGGGCGGCCCUGUCCGCACUUCCCGAGGACCGCGUGUGCCCGUGCCCUGGCAGUGCCUUUCCCGGAGCGGCCCUGACGAGGGCACGGUGCCCCGAGUCGGCAGCCGGGCAGGAGGUGAGAGGUAGAGGAAUAGGCUUAAGUGCCUGCGAGGAGCUGAGGUCGGCCCCAGAGGUGCGGCCCCUCCUGCUGCACACGCAGACCCUGUGUGCUGGGGCUGGAGCCCUGGCGCCUGCCGGUGCUCAGCGCAGUCCCUGGAGUGCUCAUCUGGCCCGGCGCUGUGGGCACGUUAGCGUCAGCCUCUCCCCUCAGCGCCCGACGCUCUGACAGCUGACGUCUGGUUUCUGCGGCCGUGCGGCCGGCGCACUGGAGCGGUCCGCGUCGGCCCUGAGUGGCCGUCCAGCACGGACUGCGUCCCUUCCGAGCCUGUCUGUGCCACGGCUGCUGCCCACAACCAGCCCUCACGCACGGGGCCUGUGGCGCCCGAGCCCGUGGGAGCCGCCGUGUGCCCGAGCCGACGCCUGUACGCCCGGGGUGUGUUAGCUUUUCGCGCUUGUUUUACGUCGCUGGUUUUUAUCUGGUUUCGGGGGUCUGUGUUCAUUUUGUCUGCAAAGCUUGUACCACGCCGGUGUUUUCCCUGGGGAGGAGUGGCCGAUCGCGGUGCGCUGGGUCCCCGCCCCUGUUAACCACGGGACCGUUGGUACCGAUUAGCGCCCUUGGUGAUCCACGCAAUAAAUCUCGGCUUCAUGUUUGUAGUGGA